AUGGAUCAGUUCGUAGCACCGAGAGUUAACAAAAAAUACUUGAGCAAAUUUUAUAAUAAAAAUGUCCGAAUAAUUGGCAAAGUUUUGAAAAAGGAUGGAAAUGAGUUAACUCUACUAACUUGUGACAAUGAAGAAGUGAAGUGUUUUUUAAACGAUGAUCAAAUGGCUGAUUCGUUCGAGCAUUAUGUUGAAGUUUUAGGAAAGGUGAAUGAGGAUGAGACCUUAAGUGACAUAGUAUACGUACAAAAUGGAGGCAAUUCGUUAAAUUUAAACGAAAUGAAUAAUCUAGUAAAUUUAACUUUCCUUGAAGAAUUUGUGGAAAUCUUUUAA
Plasmodium malariae is the source of this 330-nucleotide messenger RNA. Its product is annotated as replication factor A protein 3, putative. The transcript is spliced from 5 exons. The record is from RefSeq and is a predicted model, not a curated record. Gene Ontology annotation, cellular component: site of double-strand break; nucleus; DNA replication factor A complex. Gene Ontology annotation, molecular function: damaged DNA binding; single-stranded DNA binding. Bases 1 to 330 code for a protein of 109 amino acids. Gene Ontology annotation, biological process: nucleotide-excision repair; double-strand break repair via homologous recombination; mismatch repair. NCBI's taxonomy places the organism in Eukaryota, Apicomplexa, Aconoidasida, Haemosporida, Plasmodiidae.